AUGCCCAUCUACGCAUCUCAUCUCCCCCCACAGACAUUCUACGCCCCCGGCCCCGAGAGCCACGAUGUCUGCAUCUCGACAUGCAGCGGUGCCCUCUACCUGCAUUCGCGAGUGCUAAUCAUGUUCUCGCCCUGGUUCGCCGCCAGCAUGUCCAGGCUGUGGUGGAAAGAGCAAGCCCCAACGCUCAAGUACCGCUACAGCUACACGCUCGACGUUGACGCCGACGGCAUCUCCACGCUCCUCCCGCCCUGCCAGAAGGAAGAAGAAGAAAUAGAAUAUGAACCUCUAGCUCCAGACCCAGAACUAUCCACAAACUUCCACCGCCUCUACACCCAGCUCUUCAGCGCCUUCUACCGCCUCCCCCUGACAAUCCUCGACCACCAUUCUCUCUCCGCCCUCAUCGACCUCGCCGACCAAUACCAAUGCCUCCCCACCGUCGCCGACUCCAUCCGCUCCACCCUCUUCGAGCGGCCCACGCUCGACCGCGAGAUCCGCGAUGCCCCCACCCGCUUCCUCGCCAUCGGCCACAAACUGCGCUCCGCGCGCAUCUUCCGCGAAGCCUUCAUCCACUGUGUCGGGCUGCGCACCACCGCCGACGCCCCCACGCCGCAGAUCGCCGCAAUGAUCACAAAGGAGACGUACCGGCUCGAGCAGCUAGUCGCCACCGCCAUGCGCCGGUUUCUCGGGUUGAGUGGGUUCGGAGAGUACACGAGGCAUGUGAGGAGCCUGGUGAGGGGAGAACUGGGGAGGUGCUUUGAUCAGUAUCCCGAGGCGGGGAAGGAGGGGAGGCUGUUUAGGAUGAUUGCGGAGAACCCGUUUACGGCGGAGGAGCGCGGGGAGGAGAGGGAUUGGGGGGGGCUGCAGUAUCAGGCGAGGGGACUGGUCGCGAAGGUGAAGGCAUUGGCGGGCGCGCUGGUGGUCAAUAAUUUGAGGUUGAAGCAGGAGAUGGAUUAUUUGACAUGUGCGGAGCUGAAGGAGGAUGCUCUGCCGUGGUUGUAG
This is a messenger RNA of Morchella importuna, 999 nucleotides long. RefSeq lists its product as uncharacterized. NCBI's taxonomy places the organism in Eukaryota, Fungi, Ascomycota, Pezizomycetes, Pezizales, Morchellaceae. The coding region runs from base 1 to 999 and encodes 332 amino acids. The transcript is spliced from 3 exons. The record is from RefSeq and is a predicted model, not a curated record.